Messenger RNA from Geodia barretti, 1254 nucleotides. Lineage: Eukaryota; Metazoa; Porifera; Demospongiae; Tetractinellida; Geodiidae. The record is from the annotation of a GenBank genome assembly.
AUGCUGCACCAGCAUCUUUCUCACGUCUUCCCCGACACGGCGGAUACGGACGAUGCCGGCCAUCUUACCCUGGGCGGCUGCGAUACCGUGCAGUUGGCCGAACAGUACGGGACUCCACUGUACGUCUUGGACGAGGCAACACUGCGCAACCGCUGCCGACAGUUCUCCAGCGCUUUCGCCGGGAGCUACCCCAAUACCGGGGUCGUGUACGCUUCCAAAGCGGGCAUCAACCCGGCGCUGGUUCGCAUCUUCACCGAGGAAGGCCUGGGUUUGGAUGUUGUGUCCGGCGGCGAAUUGGCCAUGGCCGUGUCGGGCGAAAUGCCACUCGACAGAGUCUACUUCCACGGCAGCAACAAGUCGGCGAGCGAGCUGGAGGAGGCGGUGAGCGCCGGCAUCGGUCGCAUCGUUGUGGACAACUUCCACGAACUAGACCUCCUGGAGCAAAUUUGCGCCAAUGAGGGUAAACGGCAGGAUAUUCUGGUGCGAGUCUGCCCCGGCAUCGACCCCCACACCCAUGCCUAUACCACCACCGGAAUCAUCGACUCCAAGUUCGGCUUCUCAAUCCCAACCGGCGACGCGGAGCGCGCCAUUCUGUGCGCCAUAGCAGCUCCGCGUCUAAAUCUUCUGGGGCUACAUUUCCACCUGGGGUCGCCCAUCUUUGAGCUGGGGCCUUACACACAGGCCAUCGAUCUGGUGCUACGGUUUGCAGCCGGUCUUAGGGAGAAAGGUCUGAAUCUACAGGUGUUUAGCCCCGGCGGUGGGUUCGCAAUCGCUUACACCCGCAAAGACAAACCGCCGUCCGCUCGCGAUUAUGCAGACGUUAUCGUGAGUGCGUUGACUGCUACAUGCGAGGAGUUACAUAUGGAGCUGCCCAGACUGGUCGUCGAACCAGGGCGCUCCAUCAUCGGCCCGGCCGGCGUAACCUUGUAUCGCGUCGGGGCCAUCAAGACAAUUUCCCGGCGUCCGCACGUACGUCAGCGUGGACGGCGGCAUAAGCGACAACAUUCGUCCGGCUCUCUACCAGGCCCAGGAAAGUGCUGCGAAUCGGGCGACGUACUCGCCUCCGGGGUCGAGCUCCCCGCACCUGUAGCUGGCGACGUCAUCGCCGUGCCAGCCACCGGGGCCUAUUCCUCGUCAAUGGCCAGCAACUACAACCUGAACCCGCGUCCACCGAUUGUACUGGUAAACGAGAGGAAAAGUCGCCUCAUCCGUCGCCGCGAAUCUUAUGCUGAUAUGAUGCUCUGCGACCUUUAG